AAAUAAAAAAGGGGAAAGAUGAAAGAUUGCGUUGCGAAAGGAGAAGAAGAAAGAAUCGAUGGAAUUGAAAAAUGUGGUGAAAGACAAGAAAUUCUGGAUCGCAUCUUUCAUAAUCACCUGGGCUGCUGCUCUUCAGGGUCACAUGAUGUGGUUACAGCGUCAGGAUUCCUUCAAACAAAAGUUCGGUAACCCCGAUCAACCUCAAAACUCUAACUGAUUCUCGCCUUUUCAUUAUUCUAAACAAUCCCUAAUUACUCUUUGUAUUCAAAUUAAUCAUCACAUCUUCUCUUUAUUGCAUUUUCUUUUCUGCUAAGCUUUCACUUCACAGAUUAUUACUUAUGUCCACAACACAAAGCAAUCCCUAAUCAUUGUUAUGUUCAAUUCACAAUAUAUAUAUUCGUCCAUGUGACUAAUUUGUUCCCCAAUAUUA
Messenger RNA from Cajanus cajan (pigeon pea), 430 nucleotides. RefSeq names its product hexose transporter. The record is from RefSeq and is a predicted model, not a curated record. NCBI's taxonomy places the organism in Eukaryota, Viridiplantae, Streptophyta, Magnoliopsida, Fabales, Fabaceae.